Molecule: messenger RNA, 222 nt
Organism: Rodentolepis nana
Lineage: Eukaryota; Metazoa; Platyhelminthes; Cestoda; Cyclophyllidea; Hymenolepididae
Source: the annotation of a GenBank genome assembly
AUGUUUAGUGGCCUCGAUAACAGCAUUGAUAUUGAACUUAUUGCUGCAUUUCGUGUCAAAGGAAACUUGGAACACAAUACCUUGUGCAAAUCAUUUGGUGACAAACUAAAAGCUCUAAAUGAUGGUGAUGAGAUGAAAACACGGGUUCAGGCUAACAAUGCCUUCAUGCAUAAUAGUUGCAAAUUGCUCGAGAGGCUUAUUUGUGAGGCAAAUCGCUACUGA